Molecule: messenger RNA, 2842 nt
Organism: Oncorhynchus nerka (sockeye salmon)
Lineage: Eukaryota; Metazoa; Chordata; Actinopteri; Salmoniformes; Salmonidae
Product: spidroin-2-like
Exons: 5
Coding region: 564-1604 (346 amino acids)
Source: RefSeq, a predicted model, not a curated record
AUCUCUGUCACACCUGUUGCAUUUUUCGGCCACACGGGGGCGCUGUCGACUGCGUGAAAACUUGUGCAGGGAAAUUUGUGACAGGUCAGUACUUCUUUUACUUUGCAACUCAAAUGCAUCUUUAGUCGCGAUUUCCAUAGCCACAGCAAUUUCAACAGCCUUUGCAAACGUGAGCUCUGAUUCUGUGAGCAAACGUUUUUGAAUGUGUUCAUGUUUCAGUCCACAAACAAAUCUAUCCCUUAAUGUGUCAUUUAGGUUCUCUCCCAACUGGCAAUGUUCCGACAGUUUCUUCAACACUGCUACAUAUGUACUAACCCCCUCCCCCUCAUUCUGAUCUCUCUUGUGGAAACGAAAACGUUCCGCGAUGAGGAGUGGUUUAGGUGAUAGGUGAUUUUGCAAUAUCUCCACAAUCUCUGUGAAUGUUUUAUUUGAGGGCUUCAGAGGGGCAGUCAGAUCUCUUAGCAAACUGUAUGGUUUUGGGCCAAUUAAACUCAACAACGCUGGUACUCUUUUGUUAUCAGCAAUGUCGUUUGCAAUGAAGUACUGUUCCAGUCGUUCAAUAGAUGGUCAAGCCCAUGCUCAGAACUGAGGUCCAGGCCAAAGCCAUGAUCAGAACCAAUGUCAAGACCAAAGGAGAAAGAGGAGGACACAAGUCGAGCAUAAAGAAGAAUGAAAAACCACCAACCCCACUAAUACCACCAACUCAGCUGGUGAGUUACGAGGGCUGGGCUCAGAAUCCAGACAGGCCCAACAGCCGGCAGAGAGACCUGAUUGUCCAUGACAACGGGGAAGUGGCCAGGCCCAGAAUGCCAAUCAAAAGGAGUCAAAAGCCUGGGAGUCCAAAGCCUGGGAGUCAAAAGCCUGGGAGUCCAAAGCCUUGGAGACAAAAGCCUGGGAGUCAAAAGCCUGGGAGUCCAAAGCCUGGGAGUCAAAAGCCUGGGAGUCCAAAGCCUGGGAGUCAAAAGCCUGGGAGUCAAAAGCCUUGGAGUCCAAAGCCUGGGAGUCAAAAGCCUGGGAGUCCAAAGCCUUGGAGUCCAAAGCAUGGGAGUCAAAAGCCUGGGAGUCCAAAGCCUGGGAGUCAAAAGCCUGGGAAUCAGAAGACUUGUAAGAAAGGGAGUACAAAAAAUGGAAAAGAAUGGGCCAAGAAAAAUCAGGACACCACACGAAGUAAGGAACUCAGAAAAUCUACCACAGACCACGACACUUAUGCAGGGCCCAUCCCAGUGAUGGCAGGACCGUAUCUGGAUGUGGUCCGGAGGUCAGCUGCUGAUUGUGAGUCUGUACUACCAUCAGCCCAGGAGAAUGCUACCCUAGCCCCGGGUGCCAUGGAGCUGAGGACCGGGCCUGGAGGCCCUGGAGCUCAUCCUAGGAACCAUUGCUGGAGUAACCCAGCUGAGAACGUUCAGGCCUGUGGGACAUCCUACCACAUCUGCCGCAGGCCCCUCACAGACUACCCCGUUUAUGCCCAUGACUACACCCUGCCCCGGGCCAAGGACAAACACCAGGAUCUGUACCAAGAUGAGAGCCUGAAACAAGACCCCUCGCCCCAGGGUGUCUCUCUCUCUGUUACUGAUGUGGACCUCUGCAACCCCAAUGUGAGUUAAUGGCAAAAAACGACAACAUAGCCAUCUGUUAAAGUAGAUUAUAGUAGAUUAUAUAGUAUAUCUGUAAUAGACUGGGCAUUUUGUGGACAUUUUUGUUCCAAUCUAUUCCCUACUUCAAAUGCCUUGGAACGAACCAAUCAUUACAUUCCAUUGAAAUAGAUGAUUUGGGUUUAUUUUAACCCAUAGUAAGUGACUGCUAUAAAAACUAUGGUUUGGUAAACAAACACUAGGAAAGAGGAUGGGCUCACAUGCACUCAUUGAAAUAUUUCUAUACGUGCAGUAUAGUGUAUCAAUCGGACAUUCAGUGAGCACAUGCUCUGGGUGCUUUGUGUGAGACAAAGCUGUUGUUUGGACUUUACGUGACAUUGGGGCAGAUUAUUUCAGAUUACUCCAGUGUUGUGAUUGCGUAGGCUCCUAUAUAUAUAUUUUUUCUUUGGUUCCUGGAGAGGGAUCAACACCUAUUGGUUACAGGCCAUUGAAGACAAAACUAGGGGAAAGGAGUGGCUAGUGUUUGUACAAAUGUUUAUCUUUAGAAAGCUGUAAUAUGGCUAUUUAAGAUGUUUCUUUCUAAUAAACAGGGUUAUAAAAUAUAAAAUAGGACCAUGUCUAAAAAUAUAGGAUUAUACUGUAUCUGUCAACAGCAUCAAAUGGAAAAAGAAACAUUCCUAAUGUCACAGUAGAAGUGUUUAGGGUGUUCCAUUCUAAAUCAACAUUAGUGUGUAUACUGUAGAUACAUUUCCACUGCAUGCUACCCUAUAGUAACUUCAUGUACAGUCGUGGUCAAACUUUUUGAGAAUGACACAACUAUACAUUUUGACAAAGUCUGCUGCCUCAGUUUGUAUGAUGGCAAUUUGCAUAUACUCCAGAAUGUUAUGAAGAGUGAUCAGAUGAAUUGCAAUUAAUUACAAAGUCCCUCUUUGCCAUGCAAAUUAACGUAAUCCCCCAAAAACAUUUCCACUGCAUUUCAGCCUUGCAACAAAAGGACCAGCUGACAUCAUGUCAGUGAUUCUCUCGUUAACACAGGUGUGAGUGUUGACGAGGACAAGGCUGGAGAUCCCUCUGUCAUGCUGAUUGAGUUCGAAUAACAGACUAGAAGCUUCAAAAGGAGGGUGGUGCUUGGAAUCAUUGUUCUUCCUCUGUCAAACAUGGUUACCUGCAAGGAAACACAUACCGUCAUCAUUGCUUUGCACAAAAAGGGCUUCACAGGCAAGGUGCCAGUAAGAUUGCUGCCAGUAAGA